Messenger RNA from Frankliniella occidentalis (western flower thrips), 5074 nucleotides. It is a transcript of the gene mmm, whose product is annotated as dynein axonemal intermediate chain 3. Bases 881 to 4708 code for a protein of 1275 amino acids. Gene Ontology annotation, biological process: inner dynein arm assembly; cilium movement involved in cell motility. The record is from RefSeq and is a predicted model, not a curated record. Gene Ontology annotation, cellular component: inner dynein arm. Gene Ontology annotation, molecular function: dynein light chain binding; dynein heavy chain binding. Lineage: Eukaryota; Metazoa; Arthropoda; Insecta; Thysanoptera; Thripidae. The transcript is spliced from 22 exons.
GACCGUGCUCAAGAGCCUCGCCGCCCCGCUAUUGUUAUGUUCCGCCGAGACCUGGGGGGCGCAGCCAGAGGAUCCAGAGGAUCCAGAGCCACGCUGAGGCCAAGGGGGAAUAAAAAUAAAAGAGACGGUGAAAAAAUAUAGAGGGGAAGGGAGAAGAAAGGGGGUGAAACGUAAGAAUACAGCCCUGCCACCCUUCGGGCCCGACCCCGUACAACGGAUCCUUGCCUUUCGGUUGCAUAAUUUUUCGCCCCAAUUUUUCCACAUGCGUUUUCGUUUCCACCUUUCUAUUUCCAUCCGUAUCGCACGCCGCGACUUGGUGAACCGCCCCUCUGCCCGGCAAGGAGGCAAACGAGGACGACCCACGCCCCCCCUGCCGCGCACAAUGCUGGAAGAGCGGGGGAGGGGGGAGCGCACAGCACUGCACUGCAUCCUCUCCAUCACUCCUCCCUCACCUGUCAGGUGGAGGGUGCGGACGAAACAGGCCAAAUUGUAGCAGCAAUUACUCCUAUGCUGAAGCAAGAGGACUUGGGGACGGAGGCGCCACGGAGACUUUUACCCCCCUCCCUCUUCCUCUCAUCCCACCCUCUCCCUCUGCCCUGUCGCUCUAACACCCCCUUUCCACGUUUCUGCUACCCCUGCUUCAGCCAUUGCCUCUGACCAUUUUUUUGUGAGUGUGUGGCCGGUUCUAUUGAUGCUUAGGCCGGCCGGCACCAUCCGGUAGCUCGAAAUACUAUGUUGUGGUUGCCAUAGCUACCGAACCGGGAGGGACAUCUUGACAAAGUGUCUAUCUUGUUUACCUGCAAACAGUUAACUUUGUUGUGGUUUUCCUUUUUUAUGAAGGAAGUGUUUGGUACCCUGACAUUUAUUGCAAAGAUCAGCCAUGUCAAACUUGUCCCAGACAUCAAAUGAAGACCCUCCCACUAAUUUACCUCCUCCAAAUCUUGAAGAAUCAAUGGAUAAUGGUCCUGAUUCAAACCAUUUUCCUGCUCCUCCACAAUCAAGUUUCUUAGCCCAGCCCCUUCCUGAAACUAUUGCUGAAGUUCCCUCAGAACACAACCAAACAACCCAAUCACAACCCAAACAGGCUGAACCAUCUGUUAUUGGAGCAGCCAGAGAUGUUGACGUUACAGGCUUAGGGUCAGGUAGCAUUCAGGUUCCAGAUAAGGAUAUUUUUCAAGAACUCUUUAAGACCUUAGAUGAUGGUCCAUCACCUAAGGCAAUUGACAAACCAUCUAAGAAGUUAGCCAAGACUAAAACAAAAAUCAAAAAGAAAGGCAAAGCUAAGAAAAAGGGAAAGAAAAAGGGAAAAAAGAAGAAAAAGGGGAAAAAAAAGAAAAAAGGAAAAAAAAAAAGGAAGAAACCAAGAAGUCAACUCCAUGAACAUCGGGGAUUGACUUCUGAGAUGGCCACUACUCCAGUCGGAAGUGAACAUGGAGGAGGGAGUGGCAUGAGUUUAGUGCCUGGUGUUAUGAGAGUUACUCUGGGUCCAGAAACCCAGCAUCAUCUGGGCUGUGUAGUAGGAAAGCAUGUCACAGCUGAAUCACCUUGGGUUUUUGUCAACAAGUCUCUCAUUGAUGACAAUAUGGAUCUUCAUAGCGAAAGCUCUGAUUUUUUACCAGUAAAAGAAGAUAUCACAGAUUUCAAAACUUCAACUGUCCUCCUCGGGUAUGAUGUGUCUGCAGAUGCUGACAAUCAGUUUUACAUCUGUGUCACUGAAACAGCACAAAAUGCUGUGGUAGAAAUUCUUCAGCAGAUACAAGAAGACCAGCAGAAAUGGCUGAAAAAUGCUCUUGAGAAACCAGCAAGAGCUUGGAAAUCACUGGGUAGUGACCAGGAUGUUGACCUAUAUACUAUUAAACAAAGUCGACCUCUGAUGCAAAUGCAAGUUGAAACAACAAUUGGAGACCUCCGUGCGCCAUGUAAUUUCAGUAUUAGGAAUGUGGAUGACGUACCAGAUGGUUAUUUUCACUUUCCACAUAGAGACGAUCUCCCUGAGCAUAUAACACGGUUGAGAAUUGACAAAGGAGUGCAGAUAUCUCUAGAAAAAAUUGAUGUAGAGGCUCAAACUGAACCUGGGAUUCCAGACAACUCUUGGACACAGUAUGAAUAUACUGUUGAUACUGAUAAACCUAUAGAAGAUGAGGCAGUUGAGCAGGCCUUGGCCAAGUUUAUGCAAGGAGUCCAAACUGAAAUUUGUGAUGCUUUGCACUAUAAUGAGUUAAUGGACUUGCACCGAGAUGAUUACGGGCGCUUAGUUCGAUAUGAAGAGGAUACAGAGACCUCUCAGAGUAUCCAGUACAAUGAGUUCAUGUCAUUCACAGAUAUGAAACAUUGUCCAGGGAAAAUUGUGUCUUGUGCAGCAUUUCAUCCAACUUCCUCAGGAAUAGUUGCUUUAGCAUAUGUUGACCACAUCAAAUCAGAAAUAUCUGAUGAAGAAGAAAGUCCUGAUGAAGUGGCUCAAAAUAUUUAUGCAAUGCACCCUGUUCUUAUCUGGAGUUUUGUUGAUGCUUUUAGACCGAAGUUGAUCCUUGACUGCCCUCGGAAAGUUCAGGCAUUGGCUUACGCCCCUCAUAAUGGUAAUAUAUUAGUUGCAGGCCUGUCAAAUGGACAAAUAGCAAUUUUUGACCUGACAGGCAAAAUUGAAAGGGUUGAACAAGAAACAAAAAUGACACCUGAUCAAGUGAAGUACCAUAUGGCAAUGAAUAACUUAAUGGACUGGAUGAAAUCAAAUAAUCGAAUAGAAUAUUUACAGCCAACUGCAGUGUCAGCAAUUGAUGGUUCCCAUGUUGAUAUAGUUACUCAAGUUAUAUGGCUGAACCCCUUGUGGGAGAUAAAUUCAACUGGUCAGUUCAUAGCAUGUGAGGAUGGUCGUCAAUCUCUACAAGUAGUCUCAUCAUCUGUAGAUGGUAGUGUUUUAUUUUGGAAUUUAGAUCCACAUGCUGUUAGUAUUCCGGGUAUUGUCAGAAAAAGACGCCUAUCAAAGAGGCCCACUGGUUUAAAAACAGAAAAAUCUCCUUUUUCUAACUUCAACCGGAAAUUGAAACCUGUUUUCAGACUAGAAAUUCAGAGUCCAGAUGAAAAAAGACUAUACCUGGCAAUGUGUAUUUCAUUUUAUACUCAGCCAGUGAUUUACGAAGAAGACUUAGAGUUUGCUUCAAAGUUGACUCAGGCCCAAAGAGAAAGCAUGACAACUCGGUUCAGAUUCAAGCCUGUCCAUCCACCUCCAGAAAUCCAUGAGCAAAAUAAUUCAAUGAUGAUUGGUACUGUCAAUGGUAGUAUAUUAGGCAUAGAGUGGGAAGGAACUGAGGACACAUUGGCUGAUUUCAUUCUUGCAAAAAUGUGUUCUAGUAUCUCCCUCAAUGAAUGCCAUGCCAGUCCUGUGUUCACUUUAAAGAGAAAUCCAUUUAUUAAAGAUUUAUAUUUAAGUGUUGGUAUGAAGAAGUUUGCACUCUGGUCAGAAAAGCUUGGUAUGGCUCCUUUUCUUUGGCGCAAUGCAGAAGACACAUUAUACACUGAUGGUGCUUGGUCUCUUCAAAGACCAAGUAUGUUUCAGAUAAUUCGGAAAGACGGUACUAUUGAAGUAUGGGAUCUUUUAACUCGAAGUGAUUCAUGCAUCCUCACUCAAAGUAUUUCUGGAAAAAUAUUAACGGGAAUUGACGCACAUUCUCAAUAUUUGCCCAACAAUGUAGUCGGCAUUGCUGAUUACAAUGGGAGUUACCGACUCUUUUUCAUUCCAUCACAAUACCAAGAAAGUGAUCUUGGAUCUGAUAUUCAACAGAUGGAGAAAUUAAUAGAGAGAGAAAAAGAUCGCAGAAAAUCAAUGACCUCUUGGGUAGCUAGAUGGCGUGAAAAAAAUACAGCUCAAGUGAAAAUUUUAAGAGAGCAGAAGGAACUUGAGCACAGAAAAGAAAUGGAGCUCCAAGCACGUGAGAGGCAAGUUUUGGAGGAGAAGCAGAAACUGGAAGAAAUGGAGUUAGAACAAAUACAGCAAAGUAGGAAAGUUAUUGAUCAUUUGAAACAAAGAGAUCCUCCGAAACACAUUGCUAAAGUAGUGGCUAUGGAACAACGUUGGCAAGAAACACGACGCUCGCAUAUGGUGCGCAUGCUGCUUGAUAAGAAGAAACUUGAAAAGUCUGAGUUAGAGAGAAAGAGAGGUCCAUUUGUUGCUGCUCAUGAAGCACAUCAAUUGAAAACACUAAAACUUAGACAAGUUUUACGUCAGGGCUCAGCAAUAUUCAGGGAAACAGUUAAAACAUUAUUUCCUGAAGUUUCAAAAGUGUCCGUCCAGAAACCAACCAAAGCACAGGCUCUUGCUGCUCAACUUGAAGACAUGGAUGAAACUUUUGUUGAGCGAUAUUAUGAGAUUGAAAAAUUAGCGUUAGAGCAGUUACAACCUACUCCAUUAGAAAACACAUUUAAUUGGAAACGCACUGUGCAGGAGGGUCGAUCACGCAGAGAAGUUUUAGAUACUAGUAUUUUCCAUCAGACUGCUCGCAUGCAAAGGGCUGAAGAGAGAAGAGAAUAUCGACGUUUACAUCGGAACUCUGAAAUGCAGAGGGAAGAUGAAAAGAAGAAAGCAAAAACUAGAGCUAAGGUCGGAUUUAUGAGUUCAUCAUCACAACUACCUGGUGUUGAUAAUGCUGGUGGUGAUCCAGGGGCAAUGGACUCAUUGUCAGUGCUGACUUUCCAUGGUAAUGAAGGAGAGUAGUAUGCUAAUUGAAUCAUACUUGUAGCUUAUCUUUAUUAAUUUUAAUUGAACAGCAAUUGACUUCUAAACUUUGUGGGAUGUGACUAUUCUGAAAUAGUAAAAAAAUAUUGAAUGUGCGUGAGAUUAUAGCUUUCCAGGCCUUUUUGUACCAUAUAUUUACAUAAACAACUUAGUGAUGUGCAAUCUAGGUAGAGAUAAUAUUUUCUAUAUCUUUCUAUCAAUGUUAGAAUGUGUGGCAGAAAAACAAUUGUGUUAUUCUCCUGCUAAUCAUAGUUGCUGACUCAAACAGCUUGUUUGUAGGGUGAUACUGGAGAUGAUAACAAGAUUGAUUUGUGGCAGAAAUAAAUUAAUUUAUUUAAAUUAAAA